Messenger RNA from Juglans microcarpa x Juglans regia, 3775 nucleotides. RefSeq names its product calmodulin-binding transcription activator 4. Gene Ontology annotation, molecular function: transcription coregulator activity; protein binding; double-stranded DNA binding. Gene Ontology annotation, biological process: regulation of transcription by RNA polymerase II. The record is from RefSeq and is a predicted model, not a curated record. Gene Ontology annotation, cellular component: nucleus. Bases 279 to 3428 code for a protein of 1049 amino acids. NCBI's taxonomy places the organism in Eukaryota, Viridiplantae, Streptophyta, Magnoliopsida, Fagales, Juglandaceae. The transcript is spliced from 13 exons.
CCAAGUUCACCUGAAGCGACCGUACAGUGUAACAGUAGCGUCGGCAUGCGAAGUAACAAAUCCAAAAUCGCUCUCGAGUUCACUUUGUUUUGCUGUCUCUGGGAGUUUCGGGGUUAAACCGGGCCUGGACUUUCUGUGUUCGUGGAGUACGGGUCAAAAAUAGUAUCUCCUAUUGAAAUCAGCAAUGGUUGUAAAUGUGCAGACGUUUGCUUCAGAUGAUCACUAUUGAACCGCUCUCUCUGCAACUCGUCCAGCUUUGAUUGUUUGCGAAUUUCAGUAUGACGCAAUCAGGAUAUGAUAUUAAAGAUCUUUUUCGAGAUGCUCAAACCCGGUGGCUAAAGCCAGCAGAAGUGCUUUUUAUUUUACAGAAUCAUGAGAAGUACCAGCUAACCGAGGAGUCCCCUCAACAGCCAACUAGUGGAUCAUUAUUUCUAUUUAACAAGCGGGUCCUUAGGUUCUUCCGUAAAGAUGGUCAUAAUUGGCGGAAAAAGAGAGAUGGAAAAACUGUUGGGGAAGCACAUGAACGACUUAAGGUUGGAAAUGUUGAAGCAUUAAAUUGCUAUUAUGCGCAUGGAGAGCAGAACCCGGAUUUUCAGAGGCGUAGCUAUUGGAUGCUGGAUCCGGCAUUCGAGCACAUUGUUCUGGUGCAUUACAGACAAUUAACUGAGGGAAGGCAUCCUUCUGGAUCUGCUGUACUGUUAUCUCCAGGAUCCUCUUCUACCUACAGUCAGAGUCCUACAUCUUAUACCACUCAAAAUCCAGGCUCUAACUCCAUGCUGAGUGACUUCUUUGAACCUUACCAGAGUUCAUCUAGUCCAGGCUCAGAAGUUACUUCUGAGAUAGCCAUAAAGAAUAAUGGCAUGAAUGACCUGGACAGGAUGAGUAGAACGGGACAGAGAGAGAGUUCUUCUGAGCUUGAGGUUACUCAUGCUUUGCGAAAGCUUGAGGAGCAGUUAAGUUUGGAUGAAGAGAGCUUUAAAGAUAUUAACCUGUUUGGUAAUCGAGAUGAAAGUUCGAAUGAUUCAUAUAUUCCAGAAUAUGAAAGGGAGAACUCAAUGCAGGAUCAAUCUGCAGCUUCACUGCAUGGACCUGAAUAUAUUGAUCAGUGCUAUAGGGGAGAUGCUCUCUUGCGAAAGCUUGAGAAGCAGUUAAGUUUGGAUGAAGAGAGCUUCAAAGAAGUUGGUCCAUUUAGCAAUCGAGAGGAAAGUCCAAAUGAUUCAGAUAUUCCAGAAUAUGAAAGGGAGAACUCCAAGCAGGAUCAAUAUUAUAGGGGACAUGAUGGAGUUCAGGAUAACUCAAACAACCUUGAGAUUCUUCAUGAUGCAGGUUACAACGGUAAACAUCACAAGCAAUCAUUUGGGCAAGAUUUUGCGGAUGGAAGUAAAGGAUCUUUAUCUUGGGAAGAGGUGUUUGAGUCAUUUGACACUUCAUCAUGUGUUGAGUCCCAGAGAAAACAUCUGUUUACGCUGGAUGGAAACGAAAAACCUCUUUCCCUUUCAAUGAAGGGACCAAAAGAAGAGGAGCAUAGUCAUUGGAUACAUUCCAAUGCAGAUAAUAUUGAAAACACUUCUCUGUUGCUGCUUAAAGAAGCUGACAACUUCAGAUUUCCCACAUAUCAUUCACUCAGAGAAACUCAUGAAACUAAUUCUGACUACUACACGACAUUGUUUGACCAAGGCCAAAUAGGAAUGCCUCUUGAAGCAGAUUCAAGUUUGACUGUCGCUGAAAAACAAAAAUUCACCAUUCGGGAAAUAUCCCCAGAAUGGGGUUAUGAGAAUGUGGCCACAAAGGUUGUCAUUAUUGGAUCUUUCCUGUGUGACCCAUCAGAAUCUGCCUGGGCUUGCAUGUUUGGUGACAUUGAAGUUCCUGUUCAGAUCAUUCAGGAAGGUGUAAUCCGUUGUGAAGCUCCUUCUCGCCUUCCUGGAAAGGUGACACUCUGUCUUACUUCUGGUAAUCGGGAAUCCUGCAGUGAGGUCAGAGAAUUUGAGUAUCGGAUGAAUACUAGAACUUGUACUCACUGUCAUUCACAGAACUCAGAAGCCACCAAGAGUCCAGAAGAGUUGUUGCUACUUGUUAGAUUUGUGCAGAUGCUUCUGUCUGAGUUAUCAAUGGAAAAAGGAGACAGCUUAGAAUCUGAUAUUGAUUUAUUGAGAAGGUUCAAAGCUGAUGAUGAUUCAUGGAGCCGUAUCAUAGAGGCUCUAUUAGAUGGCAGUGGAACUUCAUCCGGCAUCAUUGAUUGGGUUUUUCAAGAGCUUCUUAAAGACAAGUUGCAACAUUGGCUUUCGUCCAGAUCCCAGGAGAGAUCUGACCAGACAGGCUGUUCCUUGUCCAAGAAAGAGCAAGGGAUAAUACACAUGAUUGCUGGGUUGGGCUUUGAGUGGGCCAUGAGCCCUAUUCUCAACAGUGGAGUCAAUAUAAAUUUCCGUGACAUUAGAGGGUGGACUGCUCUUCAUUGGGCUGCGCAAUUUGGAAGGGAAAAAAUGGUUGCUGCACUUAUUGCUUCUGGUGCAUCAGCUGGGGCAGUGACAGAUCCCACUUCACAAGACCCACAAGGUAAAACCCCGGCAUCUAUCGCAGCUGCCAGUGGGCACAAGGGACUUGCCGGUUAUCUUUCAGAGGUGGCACUAACUAGCCAUCUGUCAUCUCUCACAUUGGAAGAAAGUGAGCUUUCUAAAGGCUCUGCAGAGGUUGAAGCAGAAAUGACUCUGAAUAACAUCUCACAGGGGAGUCUCACAGCGGAUGGCGAUCAGCUUUCCCUUAUAGGUACCCUAGCUGCUGUUCGGAAUGCAGCUCAGGCUGCUGCACGAAUACAAUCAGCUUUCCGUGCGCAUUCUUUUAGAAAACGGCUACAGAGAGAGGCUGUUGUUAGCAUAGAUGACUAUGGUAUCAAUUCAGAAGACAUGUCAGCUAUGUCAAAGCUGGCAUUUCGUAACUCGCGCGAUUACAACUCAGCUGCAUUAUCUAUUCAGAAGAAGUACCGUGGUUGGAAAGGUCGACAGGAUUUUCUAGCAUUUCGGCGGAAAGUUGUGAAGAUUCAGGCCCAUGUGAGAGGUCAUCAGGUACGGAAGAAUUACAAGGUGAUUUGUUGGGCUGUUGGAAUUCUAGACAAGGUUGUCCUACGAUGGCGACGUAAAGGAGUUGGUUUGCGAGGUUUCCGGAAUGAGACAGAGAUUAUUGAUGAGACUGAAGAUGAAGACAUUCUCAAGGUGUUUCGCAAACAGAAAGUGGAUGUGGCUAUUGAUGAGGCUGUCUCUCUGGUGAUGUCCAUGGUUGAGUCCCCAGAUGCUCGUCAGCAAUAUCAUCGCGUGCUUGAAGGAUACCGGCAAGCUAAGGCUGAACUUGGUGGCACGGGCAGUGGAGUGGGAUCAACUUCUCUAGGUAAUAUAUCCGGAAUGGAAGACGACGAAGAUAUGUAUCAGUACCCAUAGAAGCAUCUGUUAUAUCAUCCUAACUAAUAUUAGGUUGACCCAUUCUUUAGUUUGCUAGAUGAUUUCCUGAUUUAGUUUGUACUUAAAUGGUUUGGAUUUCACAGUAAUUGGAAAGUAACUAAAGAGCUUAUGCUGUCUAUGUAUAUGCGUAGUGUAAUCUAAUAUCUGUACAUGGCUUGUAAAGGGGGGGUUUGAAUGGAUCUUAGACUUUAGUUAAGUAAAUCUCUCUCUUCUCUCUCUCUCUCUCUCUCUCUCUCUCUCUCUCUAUGAUUUCAAUUCUCUUCUUUGUAUGGCUGCUUUCACUGUAAGGUUAAAUAAAUUGUCUGCGAAUUGUGCCUUUUGAUAUU